This is a messenger RNA of Triticum turgidum subsp. durum (durum wheat), 1302 nucleotides long. NCBI's taxonomy places the organism in Eukaryota, Viridiplantae, Streptophyta, Magnoliopsida, Poales, Poaceae. The record is from the annotation of a GenBank genome assembly.
AUGUGGAGAGGCGGCGCCACCGCCGCCUCCGCCGCGAGGGCUCUCCGCUCGCGCAUGCUCGGAGACCCCGUCCACCACCCCUCUACGGCUAUUCUCCCCAUCCCUUCGGCGCGCGCCGCCUGCUCGGCACCCUCUGCAGCCUCCCCCGCGCCCAUCGUCGCUGAAGCGGCGGCCGCCUCGGUAGCUGUUUCGUCGGGAGCCAGAUCCGCCUCCGACGUGCUGCGUCACUACGGGCAGUGCUACUGGGAGCUCUCCAAAGCCCGCCUCAGUGCACUUGUCGUGGCAACAUCGGGGGCUGGAUAUGUGCUCGGUAGUGGCAGCAUUGUAGACAUUGCUGGACUUUGCUACACAUGCACUGGUACCAUGAUGGUUGCAGCAUCUGCCAACACUCUCAACCAGGUGUUUGAAAUAAAGAAUGAUGCUAAAAUGAAAAGGACAAUGCGAAGGCCCCUACCAUCAGGGCGUAUUAGUCCUGUGCAUGCUGCCAUGUGGGCUACAACUGUUGGAACUGCAGGAACAGCAUUAUUGGCUUGCAAGGCUAAUGACUUAGCUGCUGGGCUUGCAGCAUCCAAUCUCAUUCUGUAUGCAUUUGUAUACACUCCACUGAAGCAAAUACACCCUGUCAAUACAUGGGUGGGAGCGGUUGUUGGCGCCAUUCCGCCACUUCUAGGGUGGGCGGCAGCAGCAUCUGAACUGUCACUCAACUCUAUGAUUCUGCCGGCUGCUUUGUACUUUUGGCAGUUACCACAUUUCAUGGCCCUUGCGUACUUAUGCCGCGCUGACUACCUUGCUGGAGGGUAUCGUAUGCUCUCUUUUGCUGAUCCUACUGGCAAGAGAACUGCAUGGGUUUCACUCAGAAAUUGUCUCUACAUGCUGCCGUUGGGGUUAUUUGCAUAUAACUGGGGGCUAACAUCCGAAUGGUUCAGUUUUGAAGCAUCGCUUCUAACGACGGGCCUCGCCAUUGGAGCCUUAUCAUUUGUACUGGCUCCUAGUCAGAAGAGUGCAAGAAGAAUGUUCCAUGCUAGCCUCUUGUAUCUUCCUGCUUUGAUGGCUGGACUUAUAUUGCAUCGGCUGCCCAACGAACAGAAGGAGCAUAACAACAUUCAUCAGACUAGUGAGAUCGCUGGGGUUCUCCGCGGCGCCGAGCUGUGGGACGAAGAAGAAAGAGCUAGACAGAAACAGGAAGACCUGAAACAUUCUCGUCGUGCUCAAUCACGCCCUCCAGUUGCCUAUGCUUCUGUAGCCCCAUUCCCCUUCUUGCCUGUGCCUGUGUACGUCUCUCCAGAAGCUCAUGAGUUUUGA